ACGGCCAUGGCGGGCUGGAUCCAGGCCCAGCAGCUGCAGGGGGAUGCGCUGCGCCAGAUGCAGGUGCUGUACGGGCAGCACUUUCCCAUCGAGGUCCGCCACUACUUGGCCCAGUGGAUCGAGAGCCAGCCCUGGGAUGCCAUCGAUCCAGAAAAUCCCCAGGACCAAGCCCAGGCCACCCAGCUCCUGGAGGGCCUGGUGCAGGAGCUGCAGAAGAAGGCGGAGCACCAGGUGGGGGAAGAUGGGUUCUUGCUGAAGAUCAAGCUGGGGCACUACGCCACGCAGCUGCAGAACACGUAUGACCGCUGCCCCAUGGAGCUGGUCCGCUGCAUCCGGCACAUUCUGUACAAUGAGCAGAGGCUGGUCCGAGAAGCCAACAAUGGUGCCUCUCCUGUUGGGAUGCUGGUUGACGCCAUGUCCCAGAAACACCUUCAGAUCAACCAGACAUUUGAAGAGCUAAGACUGGUCACGCAGGACACCGAGAACGAACUGAAGAAGCUGCAGCAGACUCAGGAGUACUUCAUCAUCCAGUACCAGGAGAGCCUGAGGAUCCAAGCUCAGUUUGCCCAGCUGGCCCAGGUGAACCCGCAGGAGCGUCUGAGCCGGGAGACAGCCCUGCAGCAGAAGCAGGUGUCCCUGGAGGCCUGGCUGCAGCGCGAGGCCCAGACGCUGCAGCAAUACCGCGUGGAGCUGGCCGAGAAGCACCAGAAGACCCUGCAGCUGCUGCGCAAGCAGCAGACCAUCAUCCUGGAUGACGAGCUGAUCCAGUGGAAGCGGCGGCAGCAGCUGGCCGGGAAUGGGGGGCCCCCUGAGGGCAGCCUGGACGUGCUGCAGUCCUGGUGUGAGAAGUUGGCCGAGAUCAUCUGGCAGAACCGGCAGCAGAUCCGCAGAGCUGAGCACCUCUGCCAGCAGCUGCCCAUCCCCGGCCCCGUGGAGGAGAUGCUGGCCGAGGUCAAUGCCACCAUCACAGACAUCAUCUCCGCCCUGGUGACCAGCACGUUCAUCAUUGAGAAGCAGCCCCCUCAGGUCCUGAAGACCCAGACCAAGUUUGCAGCCACCGUGCGCCUGCUGGUGGGGGGGAAGCUGAACGUGCACAUGAACCCCCCCCAGGUGAAGGCCACCAUCAUCAGCGAGCAGCAGGCCAAGUCGCUGCUCAAGAACGAGAACACCCGCAAUGAGUGCAGUGGAGAGAUCUUGAACAACUGCUGUGUCAUGGAGUAUCACCAAGCCACUGGCACCCUCAGCGCCCACUUCAGGAACAUGUCGCUAAAGAGGAUCAAGCGCGCUGACCGGCGGGGCGCGGAGUCCGUGACGGAGGAGAAGUUCACGGUCCUGUUUGAGUCUCAGUUCAGCGUGGGCAGCAAUGAGCUUGUGUUCCAGGUGAAGACCCUGUCCCUUCCUGUGGUGGUCAUUGUUCACGGCAGCCAGGACCACAAUGCCACGGCCACCGUGCUGUGGGACAACGCCUUUGCCGAGCCCGGCAGGGUGCCCUUUGCCGUGCCUGACAAAGUGCUGUGGCCGCAGCUGUGUGAAGCGCUCAACAUGAAAUUCAAGGCCGAAGUGCAGAGCACCGGGGCCUUGACCAAGGAAAACCUCGUGUUCCUGGCGCAGAAGCUGUUCAACAGCAGCAGCAGCCACCUCGAGGACUACAACAGCAUGUCCGCCGGCCGCCGGCCUGGGCCCAGUUCUCAGGAGAACUUGCCGGGCUGGAACUAUACCUUCUGGCAGUGGUUUGACGGGGUCAUGGAGGUGCUGAAGAAGCAUCACAAGCCCCAUUGGAAUGACGGGGCCAUCCUAGGUUUUGUGAAUAAGCAACAGGCCCACGACCUGCUCAUCAACAAGCCCGAUGGGACCUUCUUACUGCGCUUUAGCGACUCAGAAAUCGGGGGCAUCACCAUUGCCUGGAAGUUUGACUCUCCUGACCGCAACCUGUGGAACCUGAAGCCGUUCACCACGCGGGAUUUCUCCAUCCGGUCCCUGGCCGACCGGCUGGGCGACCUGAGCUAUCUUAUCUACGUGUUUCCCGACCGGCCCAAGGAUGAGGUCUUCGCCAAGUACUACACGCCUGUGCUCGUUCCCCCCUCGGCAGCUAAAGCCGUGGACGGAUACGUGAAGCCACAGAUCAAGCAAGUGGUCCCUGAGUUUGUGACGUCUGCAGACUCUGCUGGGGGCAAUGCCACCUACAUAGAACAGGCCCCCUCCCCGGCUGUGGGUCCCCAGGCUCAUUACAACAUGUACCCACAGAAUCCUGACCCCGUCCUUGAGCAGGAUGUAGAAUUUGACCUGGACGAGACCAUGGAUGUAGCCCGGCACGUGGAGGAACUCCUACGCCGCCCGAUUGACAGUCUGGACCCCCGCCUGUCCCCACCUACCGGGCUCUUCAGCUCUACCAGAGGCUCGCUCUCCUGAUGUGUGAACCCCACACUUCUUGGAAACAAUACCCGUGCAAAGGGUUCAUAUUAAUUGUGAUUUUCGUGUUGCUGUGCAUAUUGGUGCCCUUGCAGGGCACCGUGUAUAUUUGUGUGCGAGGUGCGCCACCUCGCCUUCGCAGUCCUAGGUGUGUGGCUGCUGCCCGGGCAGCCGCCGUUUUCUCCAGAUCGAGGUAUUUCAGGAGAGUCCCCGGGCCCGUCUCUGCGGUGGGAGAGACUGAGCUGCUUCGGUCGCGCCAGGUACUCAGUGCAGGAAGCCGCCUCCUGCUGGGGCCUCCAUCUGCUCAGCAGCUAUUUGAAUGAAACUGUUCAAGGAGGGGAAUAGAGACAGGCAGCAUCUCUAAGCUUUACUCCUGACUUAGAAGCUUUGCCUCCCAAGUGUGUGUGUGCGCGCGCACAUAUAUGUGCAUCUGCUCUCAUGCACGCGUGUUGGUCUAUUGCUUCUUCCCUUGGAAGGGAGGUUGGGGAUGAACAUGGACUCCAGACUUUUUGUGAACUGAGAGCUUAUCUAGGUUGUGGCCAAGUCCCUCGACCUAGAUGGGUCAUUUGAGCCGGGCCCGCCAAAGCCGCUCUGAGUGUGUAAUUUCUUGGCCUCCUAUCCAGAGCGUGAUGCCAUUGCCAACGCUUCCCGCUCCUUCUCACCCAACAUCCCCACCCCUCCAUCUGGCCCCCGCCUCCUUUCCUUGCCUCUGUUGCUUAUAGGAGAGGUAGGAGAGGGGAAGACAGGUGUAGGACCUGGUAUGAACAGGGGACCCAGGACUUGUAGGGCUGACCCCUCUGAUCCUGGAAAUAACCUGCAUGGAGAAACAGCAGCAAAUCAGUGGGAUCUGGAGUGAGGGGUGAAAGCUGAUCUCUGCUUCCAAGCUGCUGGGAGGUGGAACCUGGAAGAGGCCUCAUCACAGUUGCAUAACCCGCUGUGGUGGGAGAAGGCCUGGCUCGCAACCUCGCUGGCUCCGCCCUCCCAGGCUAUCUGGCCUGCAGCCAGGGACAGCUGACAGUGGGAUAGUGGGAGCCCCAGGUUGAAACCUCUCUGAAGGCGCAGGGGGGUACGAGGGAGUCUUUUGUACUUUGUACAUAGGCCACACAUUUGUGAAAAGUGUUUUGAAAUAAAAUAUUUUUUUUUUUU
Molecule: messenger RNA, 3555 nt
Organism: Myotis brandtii (Brandt's bat)
Lineage: Eukaryota; Metazoa; Chordata; Mammalia; Chiroptera; Vespertilionidae
Gene: STAT5A
Product: signal transducer and activator of transcription 5A
Exons: 18
Coding region: 7-2409 (800 amino acids)
Biological process (GO): regulation of cell population proliferation; response to peptide hormone; defense response
Molecular function (GO): DNA-binding transcription factor activity, RNA polymerase II-specific; RNA polymerase II cis-regulatory region sequence-specific DNA binding
Source: RefSeq, a predicted model, not a curated record